AUGUUACCACAUCCACUCGAACAGCUGCAAGCAGCAGAAAUCGACUGUGCGCGGGAGGUCAUCAUCAGGGCUAAUCCCGGUGUUGUUAUUCAAUUUCGAUCAAUAUUUCUUCAAGAGCCCUCGAAGGCGGUCUUGACAAGUUUCCUGGCAGCGGAGCAUAGCGGAUCACUUUCUCCGCCUACUUCUCGUCCACCAAGAUUGGCAAAUGUUCACUAUGAUACUGUGCAGACAGAUAAGACCCAUGACUAUGUUGAAUCUGUUGUGGACUUGGGUCUGAAGAAAGAAAUAUCUCGGCAAGCAUUUGAUAAUUCGCACCAGCCUUCAAUCACCCUGGAAGAAUUUGGAUCAUUCAACAAGGCCUGCAUGGAGUCCUCAUUAUUCCAAGAAGCCAUUUCUAAAUUUAUAUUACCAGAUGGCUUUGUUCUCGAAAUUGAUCCAUGGCCAUAUGGUGGACUCGACCCUGGCGAGCCCACAAUUCGCUAUAUGCAGGGCCUGUGUUUCGCGAGGGACACACGAAAUGGAAAUCCCGAUUCCAACCAUUAUGGUUAUCCGAUUCCAAUCAUCCCAGUGAUGGAUUUUUAUAAGCGAGAAAUCAUUAGGAUUGACAAACUCGCAACUGGAGGUUUCGGUGAUGGCCUAGCUUAUGAUACUAACUCUCCAAAUAUACUGGACCACACUCGAGCGUCUGAGUAUGUCCCCGAACUUUUAGGCAUAAAACUACGAACGGAUGUGAAGCCACUGAAUGUGCUUCAACCAGAAGGGCCUUCCUUCUACGUGAGUAAUGAUAAUCUUAUCGAAUGGCAGAAAUGGAGAUUCCGUGUUGGAUUCAACCCUCGUGAAGGCGCAACAAUCCAUGACGUUCAUUACGAUGGACGCAGCAUUCUCCACCGCCUCAGCAUAUCCGAAAUGACGGUUCCUUAUGGUGAUCCCCGACCACCAUUUCAACGAAAGCAAGCUUUUGAUUUUGGCGAUGGAGGCGCCGGACGAUCUGCAAAUAAUCUAGCCUUGGGCUGCGAUUGCCUGGGUGUUAUCAAGUACUUGGAUAGUUUCAACGUCGAUGCGUCAGGCCGUCCUUCCGUGGCUAAGAAUGUCGUGUGCAUCCACGAACAAGAUAAUGGCAUCGGAUGGAAACAUACAAACUUCCGGACAAGCCAGGCCGUUGUUACUCGAUAUCGUGAGCUUGUGGUUCAGUUCGUCAUUACCCUCGCCAACUACGAAUAUAUAUUUGCGUACAAGUUCGACCAGGCAGGAGGAGUUACUUUCGAAACUCGUGCGACAGGUAUCGUUUCAGUGGUCAACAUUGACCCAGGAAAGACGUCGCCCUGGGGUAAUGUGGUAUCACCUGGUGCCCUGGCUCAGAACCAUCAACAUUUAUUCUGCCUUCGCAUUGACCCUGCAAUUGAUGGCCACCGAAAUACUAUAUUCCGCGAAGAGUCUUUACCAAUUCCUAUGGACAUCACUACUAAUCCGCAUGGGAAUGCCUACAACGUAGUUUCCCAACCGAUAGCCACUUCAAGUGGAUUUAAUGCUUCUCCCAGUACCAACUUAACAGUCAAAAUGUCCAAUACCAACGUUCGAAAUCCUAUCUCUGGACGGCCAGUCUCCUAUAAAUUUACACCUCCGGCUACACAGCUUAUACUUGCUGACCCAAGGUCCACAGUCGCCCGUCGUGCUCAAUUUGCAAAACAUCAUGUUUGGGUGACAGCCUACCGGGAUGGUGAGCUAUUCGCAGGAGGGAAAUUUACUAAUCAGUCCCGAAGCGAACGGGGAGGUCUUGCUGAUGCUGCCGCUCGGAAUGACAGUACGCUUGAUUCCGAUGUGGUGCUAUGGUCGGUGUUCGGGCUUACGCAUAAUCCUCGCGUGGAGGAUUGGCCGGUGAUGCCAAUUGAGAAAAUUGAGCUGCACCUGCGCCCCGCUGACUUCUUCGAUCGUAAUCCUGCGUUGGAUGUUCCCGGGAUUAAAAAUGACACAAGUGUAGUUGUUGGUGGCGAGGAGAGCUGUUGUUCUCCAGGUGGGAAGGUUCAGCAGGCAGCUGAAUCGCAUCGUCAAAGCUCCAACGAUAUUCCUGUUAAAAAUAGCAUGCUGUGA
Paracoccidioides brasiliensis Pb18 is the source of this 2088-nucleotide messenger RNA. RefSeq lists its product as uncharacterized. Gene Ontology annotation, biological process: amine metabolic process. Gene Ontology annotation, molecular function: primary methylamine oxidase activity; copper ion binding; quinone binding. The coding region runs from base 1 to 2088 and encodes 695 amino acids. The transcript is spliced from 2 exons. The record is from RefSeq and is a predicted model, not a curated record.